Messenger RNA from Sphaeramia orbicularis (orbiculate cardinalfish), 2341 nucleotides. RefSeq names its product kynureninase (gene kynu). Gene Ontology annotation, cellular component: cytoplasm. The transcript has 14 exons. Gene Ontology annotation, biological process: NAD+ biosynthetic process. The record is from RefSeq and is a predicted model, not a curated record. Bases 193 to 1584 code for a protein of 463 amino acids. NCBI's taxonomy places the organism in Eukaryota, Metazoa, Chordata, Actinopteri, Kurtiformes, Apogonidae. Gene Ontology annotation, molecular function: pyridoxal phosphate binding; kynureninase activity.
UCCACAGAAUUAAAGGACAUGCUGAGCUUUGGUUUUAUGUUUGAAGUCAGUGCAUGAAAACAAUGAUUAACCUGAGACGGCACACUGUGAGGUUAAAGAGCAUAUCAGCACAGGAACUGUUCAGUUGGACAGAAAGAGGAGGCUCUGCUCAGCAACCGAUCCAAAAGCCAGUAUCUCCAAAGUCCCUCAGCAAUGGACCAGUUUGCUGGUUUAACUCCAAAACAAGCCGUGGAGCAGAUCGCUGCCCUGUUGGGAUGCAGUCCCACCUCUGCUGAAGUGGCUUCGUACCUCGACACACACGACCAACUAAGUCAUCUGAGGGAGGAAUUUCUGUUUCCCAAAAAUGCCGAAUUGCCUCCUUCUGAUCUGUCACUUAUCGACGGCUCCAAGGAGUGCAUCUACCUGGUGGGAAACUCACUGGGGCUCCAGCCCAAAAUGGCCAGGAAAUACCUGGAAGAGGAGCUUGACAAGUGGGCCAAAACGGGAGUUCACGGCCACACGGAAGGAUCUCGACCUUGGGCGUGGGCAGAAAACAACAUAGAAGAACUAAUGGCCAAUGUUGUUGGAGCAAAAACUGAGGAGGUGGCACUGAUGAACGGUCUGACAGUGAAUUUACACCUUCUGAUGCUGUCUUUCUACAAACCAACAGCGACGCGCCACAAAAUCCUUCUAGAAGACAAAGCCUUUCCUUCAGAUCAUUACGCUGUCGAGUCUCAGAUCCGUCUACGAGGAUUCGACCCUGAACAGAGUAUGAUGCUGCUGUCGCCCAGACCGGGGGAGGACACCCUGAGGACAGAGGACAUCCUAGAGGCCAUCGAGAAGGAGGGGGAGUCCAUCGCCGUGGUGAUGUUCAGUGGAGUCCAGUACUACACAGGUCAGCUGUUCGACAUGGCUGCCAUCACUGAGGCUGGACAGAGGAAGGGCUGUUAUGUGGGUUUCGACUGUGCUCAUGCGGCCGGUAAUGCUGAGCUGAAGCUGCACGACUGGGGGGUGGACUUUGCCUGCUGGUGCUCGUACAAGUAUUUAAACUCCGGUGCUGGUGGACUGGCUGGGGCUUUUAUUCAUGAGAAACAUAACCACACCAUCGAACCGGCGCUGAUGGGAUGGUGGGGACACGACCUAAAAAGUCGCUUUCAGAUGAAUAAUGUGAUGCAGCUGCAGCCUGGAGUGAACGGUUUCAGACUGUCCAACCAGCCCAUCCUGCUGGUCUGCCCCCUACAGGCCAGUCUGGAGGUGUUCAACAGGGCAGGUAUGGCGGCUCUGCGCAGGAAGUCCCUCCUCCUGACGGGAUACCUGGAGUACCUGAUCCAGUGGUUCUACAGGAAGGAUCCGGCCUGCCCCCACAAACCCCACGUACGCAUCAUCACGCCCUCUGACCCCCGGCAGAGGGGCUGUCAGCUGUCCUUCUGCUUCUCCGUCCCCAUCGGGAAGGUUUUCCAGGAGCUGGAAAAGAGAGGAGUGGCUUGUGACAUGAGGGAACCCAGUGUUCUGCGAGUUGCUCCAGUUCCACUCUACAACUCCUUCAGUGAUGUUCACCGCUUCGUAGAAACCCUGGGAUGUGCUCUGAACGCCACUCAACAAUAACAUCACCAUGAACUAUGGACACUGUCAGCCCACUGCAGUUCAGUCACCUGCUGCUGUUCAGGAAUGAUGAAGGUCACCACUAAUGUUCAAGGUCAACAAAUACACUACUCAAUAAAAGUUAAGGACCACUUUUUAAUUUGUGUAUAAGUUUUUUAUAUGAGGUAUUCUACUUCUGGAAAUGCCCCAAUACAACUGUCCUGAAUGUCCUCAAACACACUGUAAUCAAUAUCACACAUGAUUGGAUUCAAUUGUUGCAUAAUGUCUCUGGCAUCAUUGCACAUCCUGAGAACUGGGCCUAUAGGGGUAUCAGCUGACUACGUGAAGUGGUACAAAAAGUGGGUGCAAAAGCAUUUUCCGUCUUUAGGUCUCCACAAUCAGACAACUUGGUGACAACAGCAAUGCCAAGACGCCACCUGAGUGAACCAGAAGUUGCCAGAGCCCUAGGGAUGCUGGAAGCGGGCCUCAGUCAGCGAAGAGUAGCCGAAAUGAUGGGUGUGUCUCACAGUGUCAUCAGCAGAUCAAACCAAAGACACCGAGAGACAGGGCUAUACUCCGAGAGACCCUGCAGUGGCCGACCAGUUGCAACAACCCCUAGAGAUGAUUUCUACUUGACAAAUCUCAGCCUCCGCAUCCGCUUUCACAGUGCACGCCGCCUCAAUAAUGACUUCAGUGCAGCUACUGGAGUGAUUGUUUCCACUCAAACAAUCCGUAACCGACUUCAGCGAGCCAAUAUGCAUGCCAGAAGGCCAGCUCAGUG